This is a messenger RNA of Volvox carteri f. nagariensis, 2544 nucleotides long. RefSeq lists its product as uncharacterized. The transcript has 14 exons. Lineage: Eukaryota; Viridiplantae; Chlorophyta; Chlorophyceae; Chlamydomonadales; Volvocaceae. Bases 1 to 2544 code for a protein of 847 amino acids. Gene Ontology annotation, biological process: intracellular protein transport; vesicle-mediated transport. Gene Ontology annotation, cellular component: membrane coat; clathrin adaptor complex. The record is from RefSeq and is a predicted model, not a curated record.
AUGGCUGAAGCACGAAACAAACCUCGUGGAGAGCUAGCAGAGCUUAGCGCUCAGCUGCAGAAUCUUUGCACAGCAGGAAAGCGGACUGAACGAGAGCUUCGGAACGCGAAGAAAGAUGUCUUUAGGAAGGUUGUUAACUACAUGACUCUGGGCAUGGACAUGUCCGGCCUUUUCCCCAUGAUGACGUCGUGCGCGAACCUGAGCGCCGAUGAUUUGGUCCUGAAAAAGAUGCUUUACCUGUACCUGACGCACUACGCCUCACAGACACCAGAUUUAGCCUUGCUUACAAUUAACCAGCUGCAGAAAGACUAUGCAGACCAAGAUCCCAUGAUUCGGGGUCUUGCUCUGCGCAGUCUGUGUUCGCUGCGCGUUGCCAACUUCCUGGAGUACGUGGUUACGCCAAUUAUGACGGGACUCGGCGAUCGGCAUCCGUACGUACGGCGUACGGCAGUGAUGGGCGUCCUCAAAGUGCAUCACAUUGAUUCGACAGCGGUCGCGCAGCACGGCAUGGUGGUGCAAGUCAAGCGGCUCCUGGCCACUGACACGGAUGUACAAGUCAUCGCAAACUGCCUGUCGGUGCUCAUGCAGGUAGGAAGUGAUCAGCCACGUGCUCUUUCGGACAAACUGGAGCCACCCAGCCGUCUGGCGGAGAAGGCGCUCGUGUACUCACUUCUCAACCGCAUCAAGGAGUUCAGCGACUGGGGUCAGUGCCAGGUGCUGCAGUUGGCGACCCACUACACGCCCACCUCCGAGGCGGAGGUGUAUGACAUGCUUAACGCGCUGGAGGACCGUAUGGGCCACGUGAACAGCGCCGUGGUGAUGGCCACCAUCGGUGUGUUUUUGCGCCUCACCAUUAACAUGACGGCCACACAUCAGCAGGUUCUGGAGCGCAUCCGGGAGCCCGUCAAAACCCUCAUCAGCAGGGAUGACGCGCCCACCGCCUACGCGGCGCUGUCGCACGUGCUGCUGCUGGUGCAGCGUGCGCCAAUGAUUUUCGAGAAUGAUGCGGUGGCAUUCUUCUGCCGCACGCACGACCCGUGGUUCGUCAAGAAGCUCAAGCUGGAGAUCCUGGCGGCAAUCGCAAGCACGUCCAAUGUGUACGACAUCGUCACAGAGCUUACCGAGUAUGCUCGUGACAUAAGCCCCACCAUGGCCCGCGAGGCUGUCCGUGCGGUGGGUCGUAUCGCACUGACAGUCCCCGAUUCCGGUGGCAUCGUGGAGCGGCUGCUCAUGUUCCUGGACGGCAGCUCCGAGCAUCUGGUGGCGGAGGCGCUGGUGCAGCUCAAGGACGUGCUCAGGCGCUACCCGGACGUGGCGCAUGUGUGCGUGGGCAGCCUGGGAGACCUGGCGGUGCAUGGCAACAUCUCCGAGCCGGCGGCGCGAGCUGCGUUCGUGUGGAUCCUGGGUCAGUUUGGCGGCCUGGUGCAGGACGCCCCCUACCUUCUGGAGCCCUUCGUAGACGGCUUCGCGUCGGAGGACCCCUCGGUACGUCUGGCGGUCCUAACGGCGGCCGUGCAGCUCUUCUUCCGGAGACCGGCCGAGGUCAAACCCAUUCUGGGGACGGCGCUGUCUGCCGGCAUUGCCGACAGCCACGCUGAUGUGCGCGACCGGGCGUUGAUGUACUACAGGUUGCUCAGGACAGACGCAGCCGCAGCGGAGCGUGUGGUGGCUCCCCCCCUGCUAGUGGUGCCCUGGUUCAGUGAGGCGCUGUCACCGGAGGCCAAGGAAGCCAUCUUUGCGGAGUUCAACACGCUGAGCGUUGUCUUCCAGCAGCCCGCGGCGGCCUUCAUCGAGCGCCAGCCAUACCAUUCCCUCGAGGCCGAACCGGAGCCGCCCAGCCAGGCGCCGACCACAGGUAAAUGUGCCGACCGCUCCACGAACCUGCUUGCGGAUGCGGACGGAGCGGACCUGGUGGGUGUUGGUGCGGACUUGUUGGACCUGGAUAUCACCGCCGGCACAACAACUGGCGGCAGCAGCGCCGCAGCAGUGCCAUUAAACGCUGGCGGCAUCCCCGGCGGAUAUGCGGGCCAGCCUGCUCCUGGGCCCAUGGCAGGCAUCGGGCCAGGGAUACCUGGUCAUGGCAACUUCUUCGUCGAUAACGGCGUGGGGCUGGGGCUGCCAACAGCUGCUGGCCCGGCUCCUCCCGCACCUGUGCCGGAGCUGGUCUUGAACCCCAAGGCCCGCGUUGCCGCCGGGGCGUUUCAGGAGGAGUGGAAGCGCCUAACCCCCGCACACUGCAGCACACUCAGUGUUAGCCCUGCCACGGUUGCGGCCAUUGUCGCCAACAACCACCGCGACUUCACACAGCAUAUGACACAGGCGUACAUCCACACCAUUGCGAGCGGUGGCCAGGCGCCCAGCUUCAGGUAUUAUUUCUACGGACAGAACGCUGGCCAGUCGGCCGCGUUGUACCUUGUGGAGCUGCUGCUGCGGUCGGACACCGGCAACAUGCAGGUCACGGUGAAGACUGCAGACACGGCUUCCUUGCCAGCGUUUCUGGAGUUGUGGAAUGCAUGUUUGACGGGGUUCCUUGUCAUGAGCUGA